GAGAUGUGACCUUCGUUGCCAUCACGCAAGUGUAAAUUAAAAAUUACCAUUGAAUAGUAUGACCUUGAAUAAUGAGGCGUGGGUAAGAUUUGUGCAGUAUCCUACUGAGGGGGAAUGAUGCAGUAAAUGAUAAGGACCCCACGAAAGAUGCCUGACAAUGCGAAUAAAGGAGCGGCAUGAACAUAAGUCAAUAUUAAGGGAAAUGAAAAGAGCUUUUAGUAAAUGAUAAGGACCCCACGAAAGAUGCCUGACAAUGUGAAUAAAGUAUCGUUUUGAACGCGAGUCAAUAUUGAAGAGAAAUUAAAAAGAAAAAUCAUGUUGUGAAGAUAAUAUCCUACGGUGUGGACAUUAUCAUACAUAGGAAAGUUAUGCAGUUAAUUGAUAAUGUGACCCUCUGGAAAGAAAGAUAUCAAACAAUGUACCAAAAAGGGUUACCGAUUUGAACAAGCGUGAGUCUUACACGUGAAUGUGGUUCUAUUCAAUUCUUCACUCACAGUAUGAAUGAGACCUAUUCUUCUUUAAAGAAAAUCAUGCGUUGGUAAAUGAUUAUUCAUGUGAAGGCCAACACUUUAAAAAAGGUGGAAAAUGUUCUUGUUGCACACACAACUUGAACAGUGCUUCAUAAACGUGUUAAAUCUGUGUUAGGAGAGCAAAUAAUUUGAACAUCAUGGUUUCCAUUGAGAAAUAUCCAUGUUUCUGUGGUGCAGGCCUCGAGAGAAUCGUGUCUAAGACGAAUGAACGUGCGUAUGUUAAAUGUAAAGGUGAAGGAUGCACAUUGUUCUGCCACGAAGAAAGGUACCAUAAUAUAAUGGAUGCCUACGAAACGAAAGUCGCGAAAGAAUUCAAACCAAACAAGUUCCCCCUGUGCCAAUGCGGUUAUCCAGGUAGUCUCAUGGUCUCCCAAUCGAGCAAUAAUCCUGAAAGGCCCUAUUUUCGUUGUCAAUCUAUCGUCGACGGAGAAAAAUGUAGCUUCUUCCAUUGGGGCGACCUGACUAUGAAUAGCAAGAUCAUUAUGAAAAAAAGGAAGGUCGAACUGAAUGACCGUAAGAGGAAAGAGCCUAAAGAAAAGGAACCUAAAACGGUCGCCGUUAAGAAACAGAAAAAAAGGACCAACCCAUUCCAGGACGAUGAAUAAACACGAAACGUUAAGCAAUAACAACAAUGCAUGCACGAAAGGUUGAUCACUGUAUCUAACUAUAAAAAAUUCACGCAAUAAAUUUUUUUAAUGUAUCGCUGUGAGUGUUUGUUCAUUACACACACACAAUACCUUCCUGAACAGCUGAAUAUGCUGCCUGUUUGUAAGUAUUCAAUUACUCUGUAGGAGUUCAAUGAACAUAUACUAUAAAAUGAAGCAUGAUUUCACAAAUUGCCAUUACUGCAUGAAAAUCAUCGCCAGAUGAUCAUGGGAGAAAAAGAGUAUCUAGAGCGUUUACGUGUUCGAGCCAUCAGAAAAAAUGUAAAGACAAAACGUUUGCUGAAAAAAGUUCAGAAAGAAAUCUCUAAAGAUAAAACAGAUAUUUCAAAAGUGUUAAAAUGGGUAAAAAAAUCAACGAAGUUGUUGCAGCAAAGUGUUGAACUUGUGGAAGAAAGAAACAACAUAAAAAAUCAAACUAAAAAUGAUGAAAAAUCUGUUAACUUUGUGCUUGAAAAAGUUUCGGAACGAUAUGUUCGUAAAUUUGGCGCAAAGUCAUGUAUAUUCCGUGCUAAGUUAGACGAUCUAUCCGUUCGCGAUAAGCAAAUAAAAGUCAAAGACAUAAUGACUGAGCUCGAUGGCUUGUUUGACGACGCCAUUCGUCAGGUAAAAGAACAGUGUGAUUUUAGAACACCAUUGGAAGAUCGGCUUCGUGUAAUGAUUAGAUCGGAUGCUUUGAAAACACCAAUCAGCACUAAGCUUCUUCCUGCCGCUGAAAUUAACUCUAACAAAAUUUUGGGUGAAAUUACAAAAACUUUGCAGAGUAAUGAGCAGAUUCCUUUGGACAACUCGUUUAUCAUCGACCUUAUUGGUGUAAAAGCGCCUGUUGGGAGUGGUAAGGCCCUCAAAGUCUUAGAUUACUCUAAAGACAGUACUUUAAAAAAAUCGAUUGUAACUAUCAAGAAUAAUGAUAACCUAUGCUGCGCUCGGGCUUUAGUUGUAGCCAUAGGGAUGGCUGACCACCAUCCUAAAUUAAAACAAAUGAAGAUGGGUAGACCUAUACAAAAAAAAUUAGCCUUAAAGCUGCAUAAACGUGCCAAUAUUUUGCCGGGUAAAUGCGGAUUGAGGGAAAUUUCAAAGUUUCAAGGUGUUCUUUCAGACUAUCAAAUUAUUGUAAUAGACUUUGAUGCACGAAACACUUCAAUAUAUGAGGGGCCUAGAAGAGUAAAAAAGCUAAUGCUAUACAAACACGGAGAUCAUUUCAAUGUUAUCAAUCCGGUAAAGCUCCCAGCUUUUUUCGGUAAAAGAUUUUACUGUGAACAGUGUUCAAGCUUUGUAAGCAGCUAUAUUGAUCACCCAUGUUUUGAUGUCUGCAGCACAUGUUUACGCAAAGGAUGUGCAUUAAUUGAAUCGGAACAGCAUGAAUGCCCUGACUGUUAUAAGACCUGCCGAUCAAAUGCAUGUUACAACCUACAUAAAAAACAACGUAGAUUAAAAGGACUUGAUCUUCCCUCAAAAUGUGACAGCACGUAUAAAUGUCGUACAUGCAGUGUCAUUGUCAACAGAAAUAGACAAGACGAACACAAGUGCGGUGAAUUUAAGUGUCAUAUCUGCAAACAGUUGGUUGUUAGUGGGCAUUUAUGUUUUAUUCAACCCGAACCAGCAAAAAAGCCAAAUGUUAAACUCCUUUUCUACGAUUUUGAAACAGAUUUUACAAGCGGUGAGCACGUUGUGAAUUUUGCAGUUUUACAGUAUGCUUCAGGUGACGAACGUGUUUUCAAAGGAUACAAUGCAUUAAAUGAUUUUUGUGAGUUUCUGUUUUCAAGAGGGCAUAUAGGCUAUACAGCAAUUGCCCAUAAUGCCAAAGGAUUUGACGCUGUUAUCAUUCAAAAAUGGCUCAUACAAUAUCGACCGACAUCUGAUAUGCAUGUCAUUCAUUCGGGUCAGAAAGUAAUGCAACUAAUUUUAAAAGAUUAUCAGAUGACGCUAAUCGACUCGUUAAACUUCCUGUGUAUGCCUCUUUCCGAUUUGCCUAAAACGUUUGGGUUAGAUCUGUCGAUGUAUUCGAAAGGCGAUUUCCCUUUUAAAUUUAACACACGAGAAAAUCAGAAAUACGUUGGACCUAUUCCGGCUCUUGAAUAUUAUAGCCCCGACACAAAGUCAAAACGUAAAAGAGAUGAGCUAAUUGCAUGGCAUCAGAAUUUAAUUGAUGAGGGAUACGUUUUCGACUUUCAAAAAGAAAUGUACAAAUACUGUUCUCAAGAUGUAACUAUUUUGCGUUUGUGUUGUAUGGAAUUCAGAAAGUUGUUUUUGGUCGAAACACGUGUAGACCCAUUUUGUUAUUGUACAAUUGCGUCUUCGGUCAUGGCAGUGUUUCGUUCAAACUAUUUAAAAGAAAAAACCAUCGGCAUUGUACCUAAGAAUUUUUAUCGUGAUAGCAAUAAACCGUAUUCAAACAGUGCCAUUGAGUGGCUGGAGUUUGUUUCCUUUCAAACAAAAAGUAAUAUCAAACACGCUCUUCAUAAUGGGGGGGAGAAAGUUAUUUAUGACUCGUUGUUAAACAAACAUUAUUAUGUCGAUGGAUUUUGUGAAGACACAAACACCGUGUAUGAGUUCUACGGAAAAGUUUAUCACGGCUGCCCUUUAUGCCUGGAUUUGAAGAGUGAAAAUCCUUACCGUGCAGGUACAACGCUAAGAGAAGCAUAUAACCGAACCAUUGAGCGUGAAAAAAGAUUAACGGAGUUAGGAUAUAAAGUAAAAACCAUAUGGGAGCAUGAUUUCAAGCAACUCAGACAAACUCCUCAAAUGCAACAUUUUUUAAACACACAUGAAUUUAUAACAGACCUUUACCCUGCCGAUAGCUUUUUUGGUGGAAGAGUUGAGGGUUUCAGACUGUUUCGUAAGGCCGAAGAAAAUGAGAAAAUCUUUUAUAACGAUUUUACAAGUCUUUAUCCAUUCGUUAUGAAAAAUCGCCGUUAUCCUAUAGGUCACCCUACAAUUAUUCGCAAAAAUUUUGAAGAUCUUUCAAAUUACUUCGGUUUGAUUAAGUGCCGCGUUUUGGCACCGGCAGGCUUGUAUCAUCCUGUGCUCCCGAUGAAAGUUAAUGGUAAAUUAAUGUUUCCAUUGUGUAAGCGAUGUGCUGUAAAUUCCUCGGCGGAAUGUCAUCAUUCCGAAAACCAGCGUUCAUUUUGCGGGACGUUUACGACCAUUGAAAUGAACAAGGCAAUCGAAAAAGGCUACAAAAUUUUGGAGGUGCAUGAAAUUUGGCAUUUUGAAGAAACAUCGGACAGUUUAUUUAGUGAAUAUGUAAAUUUCUUUUUGCGGUUGAAACAAGAAGCUUCGGGCUUUCCGGAUUGGGUAAACUCAGACGCAGACCGGGCAAAAUAUAUCGACGACUAUCUAAAGCACGAGGGAAUUCUAUUGCGUAAGGAAAAAAUUGUGAAAAAUCCAGGGUUAAGAGCGCUAGCAAAACUUUGUUUAAACUCGCUUUGGGGUAAAUUUGCACAACGUAAUGAUAUGUUAAUUACGGAGUUUAUUCACGAUCCGCUUGUAUUUUACAAACGACUAAAUAGUGCAGACACUGAAAUUCACGACAUGCAAUUACUGAAUGACGAUUUAGUCGAAGUUGUAUAUAAGCGUGAUUGGGAGUUUCAGAAAGAAAAUAAAACAACAAAUAUUUUUAUAGGUAUUUUUACAACUGCAUGGGCACGUUUGGAGCUCUACAGUUUGUUAGAUUUACUAGGACAAAAUUUGCUCUAUGCAGACACAGACAGCUGCGUGUAUGUUGCAAAGCCUGAUUCUCCAAAGCCUCCUUUAGGAGACUAUUUAGGAGAUUUGACCGAUGAAAUUGGUGAAGGCGAGCACAUUACUGAAUUUGUCUGUGGGGGUCCUAAGAAUUAUGCUUUUACAGUUAGUAAUGGUGAACAACACUGUAAAAUAAGAGGCUUUACAUUGAAUUUUAAAAAUAGCUUGCUUUUAAACUUCGACACGUUAAAAGAUAUGAUUUAUAAUUAUGUUGAAAAACCGUCAACUGUACAAAUAGAAGAAAGUAAAAUAGUCAGGGAGAAAUGGUCGCAUAAACUUGUAAAUAAAAAUCAAAGUAAGAAAUAUCAAGUUGUCUUUGACAAACGUAUAAUAAUAGACGGAGGUGCCAACACUAUUCCCUACGGCUAUAAUUGGUUUCAGUCAGCGGAAAUUUCCAACAGUUUACCUCAGAUCGCACGCGAAGUCAUGGCUAAUGAUAUUUUAUUCACAUCCGUGCAUCCAACUGCGCUAGAAAAUUACAAAGAAUGUAUGACAGGUCAAGGUGAAUGCAGCGAGUCGAUUGAUUUAAUGGAAACCAACUCUGAAGACGAAGAAAGCUUUUCCGAAAGACAAUCCGAUGUUGAGUUUCUUGACGACAUUGAUCACUCCGACAGUGAACUUUCGUUUUACAGACAGAUUGAUAAUCAAGUAUAGAGUCGAGACAGGUAAAUUAAUAAAGUGACAUGCAUAUAAUCAAACAGCGUUGAAUAGUUAAACAGUUUCGAAUCAAUGACAUGUAAACUAACAAACAAAUAUACAUAUUUUUAGACUGAGGUUGUUUGACACAUUUCUACACUGGACAAGGCUAACGAUGAUUGAACACGAUACGCAGUCAUUUCUAUGUGGUCGGUAUGUACAGACGGGAAACAGCGACGACAAUUGCGAGCCAUGCAAUACAUCAACGUUAUACAGACAAAUAUGGAAACUAUCGUAGAAGGAACCAACACAUAAAAGUUGACAGUUGUUUCUUUCGCUGGUGGAACUAAAUACAUGAACGAUGAAGGCGAUACCAUUGAUUCUGACAGUGACGGUGAUAACGAUAAAGACGAAGACGUCAGCUGCGAAUGAAACGGUGAUGAUGCUGAUGGUGAUAGUGAGGGUAACAGUGGUAAUAACGACAACAGAGGCGAUGACUUUGAAGUUGAGAAUGAUAUCGUUGAAUGUGGAGGUGUUGACGACGUUGACGGCGACAGCAGUAAAGAUGUAGACAAUAACAACAGCGACGGUGAUGAGGUUGAAAUGGAGGUUGACAUGUUAAAAAAAUCCGUGAGUGGCGAACAUAAAACUUUUGGCGGGACGACGGAACGUGAGAUGAGUUACAUGAGGUGGACAUAAUCAACGACGAUGGUAGAAGAGAAAAACUGACUGAUGACUGAGGUAGACGAUUGCUUGUGGUUGACGUAUACGAAGAAAGUUGUGUCACAGGCGAAAAUGAGUUCACAGACAACAAAUAUAAAUCUUUCUUUCGGGCUGGACACGGAUCAAACAACACAUUUAACAUUGAGAAAUUGGCAGGACAUGACAGAGGGUUUUCACGUAAAUCAAUGUACAUAAGUCUUGGGUACGCACGAAUAACAUCCAGUUCAUUCACAACUUUAAUGUUGUUUCGUCUCAACGACAAAAUCCGUAUUCGUACAUCUUUUACCGUUCCGACAGGAACAUGCUCGAGAUCCAUGUUAGAACAAUCUAACAUAUGAUAUCGCUUCACAUAACUGCAUUUUUCACCAUGGUUUGCACACGCAGCCAUAAGGAAAAAACAUACAGGCAGCAAGGAAUUCAUUAUGGAAAAUUAGAAAAGUUACAAACAACUCUUGUGAACUAUGAAUGUUGCGAACUAUGAAUGCAGUUACAAAAUGAAUGAACGAUUAAAAGACAUGCCUUUGCUUGUGAGGUUUUAAAGUAAACCCUCAAGUGAUUUUUAAAAUUUUCUGUCAUAAAUAUCUGCUAAAGUAUGUUGUGUUCAUAUGUAAUCAAAAGAGAUUUUUGUUGUCUGAAUGAUGUAAAUAAUUAGAAAAAUAUUUAAUAAAAAUUGUUCAUUGUCCAAUGUA
Xenia sp. Carnegie-2017 is the source of this 6984-nucleotide messenger RNA. RefSeq lists its product as uncharacterized. Gene Ontology annotation, biological process: DNA replication. Lineage: Eukaryota; Metazoa; Cnidaria; Anthozoa; Malacalcyonacea; Xeniidae. The transcript is spliced from 2 exons. The record is from RefSeq and is a predicted model, not a curated record. Gene Ontology annotation, molecular function: DNA-directed DNA polymerase activity; DNA binding; nucleotide binding. The coding region runs from base 1397 to 5590 and encodes 1397 amino acids.